Messenger RNA from Sipha flava (yellow sugarcane aphid), 1583 nucleotides. Its product is annotated as cathepsin L1. Gene Ontology annotation, molecular function: cysteine-type endopeptidase activity. Gene Ontology annotation, cellular component: lysosome. Lineage: Eukaryota; Metazoa; Arthropoda; Insecta; Hemiptera; Aphididae. The transcript has 8 exons. Bases 137 to 1225 code for a protein of 362 amino acids. The record is from RefSeq and is a predicted model, not a curated record.
CCGAUUUUCGACGACCGCGUUCACGACUUGUGCGGAUUUCCGGUGACCGAGGCAGCCAACGUGCAGCAGACCAUCGCUGGAUAGGUCGCUCGAGCCAUUCCGUACGGACGCGGACCGAGAUAAAAACGGUCCGGAUAUGUGCUCGCACAACUACCCGCCACGGAAGACGACCGGCUUCAUCACAACUUGCGCGCGCGUGCUGCUGCUCCUAGGGCCGGUGCUCGGUGGAUAUUGUGGAGUCGUUACCGCCGUGAAGCCAAGGCAUUCCCCGCACUUGGAUCCGCACUGGAACGAUUUCAAGGCGGAACACAAUAAAACGUAUUUGUGGACCAACGAACAUCACCACCGGUCCGCGUGGGAGGAUAACUUCCAUCACAUUAACCGACACAACGAGGAGGCGAGAGGAGGCAAGCACAAUUACACCUUGGACUUGAAUCAUUUGGCCGACAUGCCCAGACAUCUGUACAACAGACAUUUUACUAGUCUUUCGACCAGCAGAUUGAGAAUGACCGCCGAUAUCCUCGAUCCUCCUCAACAUCAUACGAGUUCAUUACCAGAAGAGAUAGAUUGGAGAGAAGAAGGAUUUAGUACACCAGGUUGGAAUCAAUUGCAAUGCGGUGCAUGUUACGCAUUUAGCAUUGCUGCUAUGCUAGAAGGACAACUGUUUAAAGCUACAGGAAAACUGCACACACUGAGUUCCCAACAAAUUAUCGACUGUUCAAUCGCAUAUGGAAAUCUUGGUUGUUCCGGCGGCUCGUUAAGAAAUACAUUAGUGUAUCUUAAGAAAGUUGGAGGUAUUAUGAAAGGAUUAGAAUACACCUAUAAAGCUAAGAAAACAUUGUGCCAUUUCAAAAGGUUUAGAGCUGUAGCUCAAAUCUCGAAAAUUUCAAUUUUGCCAGCAAACGAUGAACACUCAUUAAAAGUAGCCGUGGCGCUUGUCGGGCCGAUCAGCGUGUCGGUCAACGCAAGUCCGAAAACAUUCCAACUAUAUUCAUCCGGAGUGUACGACGAUCCAGCGUGCUCGGACAACACAAUCAACCACGCCAUGCUGCUGGUCGGUUACACGAAAGACGCUUGGAUCCUGAAGAACUGGUGGAGCUCGAAGUGGGGCGAUAACGGUUACAUGUACAUGGCCCGCGGACGGAACCAGUGCUCGGUGUCCAGCUACGCGGCCUACGCGACCGUGUCGUUGCCGCCCUCACAGCAGCACCGGCCGGAACAAUAGUCUUUCGACGUUAUCAGCCGGUGUUGCCGCGAUAACGUUAACUAAAUAGCGGUUUUGCAAAAAUAUCCGUACUCCGCGACUGUCGUUUUUUAUUUAUUUUUUUCUUCGGCAUUAUUGUGAAACAGUUUAAACCGUUAUACAUCGACAUCAUACGCGUCACGAAAGAACGUUUAAAUGUGCACGUGUUAUGUGAUCGAUCGUACUGCUCACCGGUAGCGCCCACAGGUUUUCCACGGACCGGUGAAAUUACAAUUGUAGGGCCCCCAGAUCUAUUUCGGUCUAUACGACCGUAUUUGUUUGAAUAAAAUAUUUAUUUUACGAAUGCAUUUUUUACCUUAAACAGUUUUGAAAAAAUUGC